CCGCGGCGGGGCCAAUGGGGGCGGCGGACGCGGUCGAGCCUCUCCCCGGCCUCCCCCGCCGCCGCCGGGCGCCCGUCAUGUGAGGGGGAUAUAGUACUACGGGAGCGGGGCCGCGCUCCGCAGCCGCGCACCCGCCUCCCGGGGGAGCUGCGCCCGCCUCCCGCCGCUCCGCUCCGCUCCGCUCCCCGCCGGGGCCGCGCUGCGUGGCGUGCGCUCCUCUGCCUUGGCGGCUGGCUUCUUUAAACUUUGCUUUUUUUUUUUUAAAAAAAAAAUCUACAUUUUUUUCCCUUCUCGUUUUCACUGCUGUUUCUGCUCUCUUCUCGUCGUUCUUGGCCUUUUCUCCCGGGCUUGCAGAGGAGUUCAGGCUCUUACCUGAACUUUUGCUGCCUGGUAUAUGCUGUUGGGAUAUCCAUAAGAGAUCGCCCAGGAAUGGUGGAUCACUUGCUGCCUACUGAUGAAUCCUUUUCAUCUACAAGAUCUUCUCUUGGAUACUUUGGGGACAUGACAGCAGGGGUGAGGUCGUACCAAAUGCUGCCCUCUCCCCUGUCAGAAGAUGACAGCGACUCGUCCAGCUUUUGUUCUUGUUCUAGCCCUGACUCCCAGGUUCUCAGCUCCAGCUAUGGAAGCACGUCCAGUGCAGAAAGUCAGGACAGUAUCUUAGACUACUUGUUGUCCCAGGCAUCUUUGGGAAACACUGCUGCAUCAUGGUGGGACAAAAGGAGACUUCAGCCAAUAGUGAAAGAGGAGUACUUUAGGUUGCCUGAAUUUGCUGUGGAUAUGGAAGACUCAGGACCAUUUCAGCCCACACUUGAGGAAAUUGAGGAAUUUCUGGAGGAGAACAUGGAGUUGGAGCUCAAAGAAAGACCUAAAAGUGAGACCAAGGACUUGAGAGCUUGCAGCCAAGUUUCUGUUGCUUCGCUACAGCAAAAAGACCAUAUGUUACCCAGUGCUAGUUUAAAAGAAAGUAAAAAUGAACAGUUGGGCAGCUCAACAGAAAGUGGCCAAGCUCAAAAUGGAGGAAUGUCCCUGGAGAAUGGGAUACCAGUUAUGCUCCAAAUUCAGCCUGUACAGGUCAAACAGGAGUCCAACACAAGCCCCGGUUCCCAAGGACCAGCACAAGAGAACAUUAAAAUUGCACAGCUCCUCGUCAACAUCCAAGGACAGACAUUUGCCCUUGUGCCUCAGAUAGUUCAGUCGUCCAAUUUGAACUUGUCCUCUAAAUUUGUCCGCAUUGCUCCUGUCCCCAUCGCCGCCAAGCCAAUUGGGCCAGGAGGCAUGAUCCAGGGUCAGACAGGAAUCAUCAUGGGUCAGAAAUUUCAAAAGAACCCUGCAGCAGAACUCAUUAAAAUGCACAAAUGUUCUUUUCCUGGUUGUACCAAGAUGUACACGAAAAGCAGCCAUUUGAAAGCCCACCUGAGGAGGCAUACAGGAGAAAAGCCUUUUGCAUGCACGUGGCCGGGUUGUGGAUGGAGGUUCUCCAGGUCAGAUGAGUUGUCCCGGCACAGGCGCUCCCACUCAGGGGUUAAACCCUAUCAGUGUCCUGUCUGUGAGAAGAAGUUUGCUCGAAGUGACCACUUGUCCAAACACGUCAAGGUGCAUCGGUUUCCACGAAGCAACCGCUCCGUCCGCUCUGUGAACUGAUUCGUCCCGCUUUCCCCUUCCCGCCCAGCCAUCCAACAGCAGCCCAUGACAGCACUUUGCUCACUAUAUUUCUAGUGAUAAUUUAUUUGUCUCCACAGAACACUCAAUGCUGUUACUUGAUACCACCAUGUCUGAGUGUCCCAUGUCCUUUAAAGAUGAUUUGAGAAUGAAGUUCUUUUUGGGUCAAGGGAGGGGGGUGCUUCUUCCUUUUUUUCCUUUUUGUCUUUUUUUUUUUUUUUCCUUUAAGGAUGUUAUUUUCCUUUCCUUCUGUCUUUUCCUCCUUUGCUGCUGCUUCUUUUGGAAAUUACAGUGUUUUAUUUUUAGCUGUUUUCUGCUGCACAGGAAAAUGUAAGAGUUGCUUGCUGCUAGUUAAUUAUAGCCCUGGCAUUCCUGAGGGCUUUGCUCAUGUACAGGCCAUUCAUUGUGAGUUUUUAUUAAGCUGCUCUAUUUGUCCAGUUUGGAAACAGCAAAUUCCUUUUGAGAUGAAAACAACUCCUUUGUUUUUGGGUUGCCUGAGCCAAGGAUUUGUAGGGGCUGGCCAUAGGAGGAGGAACAGUGGGAGUCGGGGACAGUGGGAGGCAAUGCGUGGAGAGUGCUGGAAUGUGCCUCCGUGCCUCUCUAAAUUCUCCCACUCACAUUUACCUUUGCCUUGGAUAGGGCUAUAUAUAAAUAUUUAUGUAUAUUCAUACAUAUAUAUAUAUUUAAGCAAAGGCAUACCCCAAGCAAACCCAGAAGCUCAGACUGGAUGAAAUGGCUUGGAGUGGAGCCUUUUGGUGUGGCUGACCGUGUACUGCGUGCAUGUUUCUCCUGUCCUGUGCUGUCAUGGGGUGAAAGGAUGCUCAUGCGUCGAAGGAAACGCUGCUUUCCUUUGACUCUGGUUUGUAGCAUCCACUGUCGUUAGCAGAAGAGCUGUUGUCUAGCAUGUAAAGCAGCAGGAAGCUGUCUCUGUGCCUGUCCUCUUGUGUGACCUUGGGGGAGAAACCCAGAGCACCAGCCCUGGAGGUGCCUGGUGGUCCUGGUGAGCACGGGGCAUCCCGAGCAUCCACUGCAAGGCAGCGCCUUGCUGGUUGGAGCUAAGUCUUUGUCCACUGGUCAGCUGGGUCCUGUAGGAUGUUCUUAUCCCCAGGGGAGGGUGGGAGGCAUUGUGGCCUGGUGAGACAGCACCGUGAGAUCUUCUGUCUGAGGGUGAUCAUCAGUGCUAGUCCUCUCCUACUGACAGCCAUGUCAGAGCUCCAUGCAGCUGGGGUGGGUGAAUGGGUGAGAACAGUAGCCAAAAGAAACAAAUUUGUGUGGUAGCUGGCUAAGAAGGGAAUUUAAACAAAUAAUCGGAUGGUAGCAGGCGAGUGAUUUUGUUUGUGUUUCUUCUUGUUUUGUUUUUCCUUUUGAACUCUGGCAAUUGUAAGAAGCUUUAGAAGAAGUAGAAUUCAGUAAUUAGGAAUGAUUUUUAUAAUGGAUGUUGCAUUUCCUUUCCAUUUGCUGACAGCAUCUGUUUGUCUUUUUGUUGGCAAAAUGGGAGAUAGGAAACUGCAAUUCUAGCGCUAGGCAGAGCAGGAGCCCGCACUGUGCAAGAACAGCAGGUCUAGCUAAGGCAAAUGCAUUCCUUUUGUCCUCUAGAAAUUAAUAUAAAUGAACUAUCAUCUAUUGACUGGUUUAUAUCACAUCCUAUGAAUGUAUGUAAAUAAAACUGUACAUAGAUGCAUAUCUAUAUAAAAUAUCUUUUAAUAACGUAUCAAAAUUUGUGUAAAUUGGAAACAAAAAUACCUAUAAAGCCAGUGUACAUAAGUUACAAUUCUGUAUAUUUUCUUUUGUUCUUCAUAAAAAUAUAUUUACUUUGACAAUAAAAUGAAAAUGGAAAUUUUAAA
Phalacrocorax carbo (great cormorant) is the source of this 3503-nucleotide messenger RNA. NCBI's taxonomy places the organism in Eukaryota, Metazoa, Chordata, Aves, Suliformes, Phalacrocoracidae. The record is from RefSeq and is a predicted model, not a curated record.